AAUAAAUUGAGCCUCUUCUUCUGUGUCAAGUGUAAUAGUGAGCCUGAACAAAGUGGCAGACCUACCUGCUCUCAGGGGGCUGGACUGCAUGCUUUUGGAGCCGAGGUAAAACAAUCUCCUGUAUUUACCAUUAUUCACUGCACAUUAAGGAUGUCUGGAUAGUUUGAGCUUAGAAGGACAAGAGAUACAAACUUGGGAUCACAGAAACAAGCUCAAAGCAGCCUGUGUUUGUUACUCUCAAAAACUGUCUCCAAAUAAUUCAUUUACAGAACAAAUAAUAAUAACUGUUAUAAUCCUAUGUAGUUUACAUGGCUGCUUCCUUCCAGCAACUGCCCAAACAGCAUCAUGGGAAUAGUUUGGAAAAACCAUCCCCUGGCUCAUUUCCCUGGCCGAGUUAGCAGUAUCCUCACCACACAAGAGUUAGUCCCUUAAAAUGCUGGUCCAAACCUCAGUGCGUCUGCGGAGGAGAAAGCACAGCCACGAAGCCCAUUACAUUGAAGAGAUGGUUCUGCUGGUGGCACUGGCAGAAGUGCUGUUGGUUCUCGGUUUGGCUGCGGAGUCAGACUCCCUCUGCUCACCAACUACUUUUUACAAAAACUGCUGGAUCCGACGCUUCCCAGGUCUUCUGAUCGACCUGCAGGAAUCACAGCGGAGGGGAGCCCAGGUGCUGAAGAUUUAUUCCGAAGUCUCAUCCCAACAGUGCAGCAGAACCUGCUGCCUCCUGAAGAACGUUUCCUGCAAUCUAGCAGUGUUCUACCACGGAGCUCCUCAUGAGAACAUGAACUGCCUGCACGUGUCUUGCCCAGCACUGGAAAGCUGCAUACUAAAGGCUAGAAUCAACACCAUUUUGUACAACAUCACAACAGGGAUUGAUCCAGAUCUUCUUAUUUUUGAGAAACUGACACCAAAAGAGCCAAAUACUCACUCCUCACUGAACAAAUACAAAAGGCAAAACAGUACAAAGAUGACUGAGCUGGAAAGAUGCCAGCAAACUAAUGUCACAUCAAGUUCUCUUCUACCCCAAGCUCCAUCUUCUACCACUAGCCACAGCUUAAUAUCAGACAGUUACACAUUCACCACAAGCCUGAUGGUCCAAAAAACUAAAGUUACCACUUUGUCCAGGCGAGAAACUUUUCCACUGGAUGACCAUUUUGCUACGAAGACAAGCACGACUUCAGUAAGCACCAGGUCUAUCGCCAGCUCAGACCACAGGACUGUACCUUCAACUGUGAUAUCUAAGUCUACCGAGGUGUUAUCCCACGUGCCCACUCCUCCUCGUCUGAACAGCAGUAAGCAACAUUUUAACGAUACCAAAGGCUACAGCGGUAGGAACUAUACUUCAGAUAAUGAGGCACCCGCUUGGGAGGCUGUAGCUCUGGGUGUCUGGUUGAUUCCUGUCAUUCUUUGCUCUUCUCUCAUCUUCCUUUGCUGUUGUACUGUUGUUCUUGCAGCAGGGUGUUGCAGAAAGAGAAGAGGUCAGUAUAAGCCCAUAAGGAGAGGAAGAACAGUGAAUAAACCGUUCAUAAAAUAUACUACUGUCAAAAGUAGUUUGUAA
Struthio camelus australis is the source of this 1555-nucleotide messenger RNA. It is a transcript of the gene MANSC4, whose product is annotated as MANSC domain containing 4. Lineage: Eukaryota; Metazoa; Chordata; Aves; Struthioniformes; Struthionidae. Gene Ontology annotation, cellular component: plasma membrane. Gene Ontology annotation, molecular function: serine-type endopeptidase inhibitor activity. The record is from RefSeq and is a predicted model, not a curated record. Gene Ontology annotation, biological process: epidermis development; epithelium development; extracellular matrix organization.